Molecule: messenger RNA, 987 nt
Organism: Andrographis paniculata
Lineage: Eukaryota; Viridiplantae; Streptophyta; Magnoliopsida; Lamiales; Acanthaceae
Exons: 1
Coding region: 1-987 (328 amino acids)
Source: RefSeq, a predicted model, not a curated record
AUGUGUUUCAAUAGUAGGAGUGAGUUUAAAGAAGCUGUGAACUCUUAUGUUGUGGUGACUAAAAGACCAAUUAAAUUUUCAAAGUGUGAUAAGUUGAGAUGUUAUGCUCUCUGUAGGGAUAACAAGUGCAAGUGGAGGAUUAAUGCACGGGUUAUGAACAAUGAAAGGGCAUUUCAGGUAAGUUUAUAUCAUAAUGAGCAUACAUGUGAGGAGAAAUUUAGUGUGGCAAACAUGAAGACGCAAUGGUUAAGCAAGAAGUAUGGUAAGCUAUUCAAGUCUGAUCCAAAGAGGAACAUGAAAGCAUUCCGGGUGGAUAUCGUGAACGAGUUGAAAGUUAAUGUUUCGAAGGAUAUGGCCUACAGAGCUAAGAAAAAGACUUUCAAGGAGUCAGAGGGGGAUCCAAUACAUCAGUACAGUCGGUUGUGGGAUUAUGCACACGCACUUAAGCAAUCCAAUCCCGGAUCCACAGUUGUGUUGGGGGUUGAAAGAGACGGGGAAGAAUCAGUUUUUGAUAGAUUUUAUAUUUGUUUUGAUGCUUUGCAAAGGGGUUUCCGGGUAGGAUGUAGGCCAUUCAUUGAAUUUGAUGGAUGUCAUGUGAGGACAUCAUAUGGUGGCGUCAUUCUUUCAGCUGUUGGAGUCGAUCCCAACAAUUGUAUCUUUCCUAUCGCUUAUGCAGUAGUGUCCAUUGAGAAUACGGAGACGUGGUCUUGGUUCUUGUCUCUUUUGAAGAGAGAUUUGGAUAUAAGAGUUAACAAUGAGGUGUGUUUCAUUUCUGACAAGCAAAAGGGACUGGUUCAUGCUUUGGAGGGGAAGUUUCUGGGGAUAGAACACAGAAGUUGUGUGCGACAUCUUCAUAGUAUUUUCAUGACAGCUGGUUUAAAAGGUUUGGCAUUGAAAAAUGCUUUAUGGAAAGCUGGCAGGGCUCCUAUAGUUGGAGAAUUCAGAUCUGCUAUGCUUGAGAUUAAACAACUUGAUGAGAAAGCAUGA